Rhinichthys klamathensis goyatoka is the source of this 3559-nucleotide messenger RNA. It is a transcript of the gene cep120, whose product is annotated as centrosomal protein 120. NCBI's taxonomy places the organism in Eukaryota, Metazoa, Chordata, Actinopteri, Cypriniformes, Leuciscidae. Gene Ontology annotation, biological process: positive regulation of centriole elongation; centrosome cycle; interkinetic nuclear migration. The record is from RefSeq and is a predicted model, not a curated record. Gene Ontology annotation, cellular component: centrosome; centriole. Bases 131 to 3274 code for a protein of 1047 amino acids. The transcript is spliced from 20 exons.
UUUCCGGCGGAAGUGACGCAGACUGACAGUUGCCGUCGUUAUUUGAACACAACAGACGCGCUGAAAGUAAACAACAGAUGAAAUCAGCUCUGAAUCAUUAUGAGUGUCUUUAAUUAACACAUGAGAUGACAUGGCGUCGAAAGCAGAGCAGCUGCUGAUUGUAGUUUCCAUUCUUGAAGGCCGCCAGUUUCCCAGAAGUCCUCGGCUCUCUCUGGUCGUUGAGGCUCGUUUCGACGGAGAGACUUUGGCCACAGACGCGGUGGAGCAUCGAGAACAUCCACAGUUCUGCACUGAACUGGCCUGGGAGCUCGACCGGCGGACGCUGCACCAGCACAGGCUCCAGAGGACUCCCAUCAAGCUGCAGUGUUACGCCGUGGACUCCGGCUCGGGUGCCAGAGAGAGCGUGGGAUACAUCGUCCUCGAGCUGAGAUCCGUGCAGGACAUCAAGCAGGCUCCUAAAUGGCAUCCUCUGCUCAGCAGCAAAUACACGAAACUCAAACCCGCCCUCCUGAUCGGGGUGAUCCUAGAGAACGACAUGAAGCCAACCGCGGAGACGUUCAAGGCCAAGAAAGCUCCGCCGAGAGCAGGUUCUCCAGCGCUGGCUCCUCUCGAAGCUGCUAAACUCACUGCGGUUCUGAACGAGGAAGAAGCGUUUCAUCAGAUCGGACCUGACGAUCUCUGCGCUGACAUGUUUGUGCUGUCGGUGACGGUUGCGUUUGCUACUAAACUGGAGCAGUUGAUCUCCAGCUCGACUAAGCUGUCCAUUGAGGGGUCCGAGUUCUUCUUCUAUUACACUCUCCUGGGGAACGACGUCACCAGCGAACCGUUCCAGAACCUCAUCAGUCCAAACUUCGAGCCGGAGCGAGCGUCCGUACGCAUCCGCAGCAGCGACCGAGUCCUCCGACUCUUCCUCAGCCAGCAGCCGUGUCUCCAGAUCCAUCUCUGCUGUGGAAACCAGUCUCUCGGCAGCACUGACGUCAGUCUGGCCGGUUUGAUGAAGAGCGGCGCUGAUCUGACCACACAUGCGGCCACUAUAGAGGGCGCCUUCAUCCUUCAGCCCCCGAACCGGGUGAAGCUGGACCUGAAGCCGGUCCCGCCGGACCUCCAGCCCACGGUGGGCGUCUCGGUGACUCUGAGAGCCGAGGAUAUCACCCAUCAGUUAGACAUUGAAACCGGACCUAAAACUCCAGUGAAGAAAGGCCCCGUUCCAGCCGGCCGUCGUGAACGUCCCUCAGGGGAGCACAGAGUCCCGAUGAGCCCGUCGCCCGACAGGAAGUCACCUGACAGGAAGUCACAUGACCGGCCUCUUCUGUCUCCGGCUGCUUCUCCUGAACACUCGGAGAGCGAGGCCGAGAGCCUGACCAGUGAUGUCAGACAGGCUCCGCCCACAACACCUGACAGACAGGCUCCGCCCACAGCACAUGGCAGACAGGCCCCGCCUACAGAUCAUGACAGACAGGCUCCGCCCACAGCACAUGGCAGACAGGCCCCGCCUACAGAUCAUGACAGACAGGCUCCGCCCACAUCAUAUGGCAGACAGGCUCCGCCCACAGAUCAUGACAGACAGGCCCCGCCCACAACACAUGGCAAGUUUUCAGGCCUCCACUGCAUCAUAGUAACACGUAUCGUUAUCUGUGUAGUGUUUUCAGAUGUUCCUGCUCCUGAUGCCACAGAUUCUUCAGUGUCUGUUUCGGCUCCUAAGAUCUCGAUCCCGGCGUCGGCUCAUCACUUCUGCUUCUCCCUGGACCUGCGCAGCGUUCGGGACCUCAGGACCAGCUUCCCGGUCAACUGCAUCCUCAGAUACGCGUACCAGUUCUUCGGCAGUGCGUCUCCCAUCAUGACGAGUCCGGCGGUGGAGGUGAAGAAGAACACAGAGGUGUUUCUCCCACAGUCCUUCUGUGCCUUUGACUUCGCCGCGCUGCCCAAUCAGCUUCAGGACACUUUCCUCAGGGUUCCUCUGCUGGUGGAGAUGUGGCACCGAGAGCCCAGUUCUCCUGAUGUUCUGCUGGGUUCUGUCAGUAUUCAGCUGUCUCGUCUCCUCAGCUCGGAGAAGACCCGGUUCCUGGACCCGUCGGGCCGGCAGCGCUGGAGACAGAGCUGUACUGAGAGGGUUCCCAUCAUUAAAGCCCACGGAUCUGAGGCGUUGGCUGAACUCUGUUACGUGAGCGUUCUUGAAGAUCUGGGUUUUGUGAACGCUCAAGAAAUCCUCGUCUCUGACUCCUCACAGGGCGCAGCGGCCCCUGCUCCGCCGGAAACCCUCGCGCGGCCCCGAGAGACGCUGGAGUACAAGGCGGCGCUGGAGCUGGAGAUGUGGAAGGAGAUGCAGGAAGACAUGUUUGAUGAUCAGCUGAAGCAGAAGGAGUUGAGUCACAUGCAGGCGCUGGCGGAGGAAUGGAGGAGAAGAGACCAGCAGAGAGAGGCUCUCAUCAAGAAGAAGGAAGUGGAGUACAGUCUUCUGGAGGAGCAGCUUCAGAGAACCCUGUCUGACCUGGAGAAGAGGGAGAAGGCGCUGGCUCACGCGGAGACCGAGACACAGAGACUCCAGCGUGAGAUGCGAUCCGAACACGAGUUCAGCAUGCGAGAGCUUCAGGACAGCAGCCGGCGCCUGCGAGAGGACUGUGACCACCAGGUGGAGCUGGAGAGGUCAAAGGUCAGGCAGCUCGAGGAUCAGCUGACCCGGCAGCGACAGCAGAUGCAAGAGUCUGAGAAUCAACGGCAGCGUCUGGAGAAGGAGUUCCAGCAGUUCCGGGAUCAGCAGAGCGUUCGUCCCGAGGCCCGUCUGCAGUCCGAGAUCAACCUGAUGACCCUCGAGAAGGUGGAACUGGAGAGGAAACUGGAAUCGGCAACUAAAUCUAAACUCCACUAUAAGCAGCAGUGGGGUCGAGCCCUGAAGGAGCUGGCCAGGUUUAAGCAGCGUGAGCAGGAGAACGCCAUGACACGCCUGAAGAAGCAGCAGCAGGAGCUGGAGCACAUGAGGCUUCGGUACCUGGCGUCCGAAGAGAAGGAGGCCGUCACGAGCGACAAGCACGAGCUUCAGGACAUACGCAACCAGCUCAACAGGCUGAAGCAGCAGGAGGAGGCGGCCCGCGUGUGUGUGAGCGAGAGCGCAGACGAGCACGUGACGCGUGUGUGUGUGAGCGUGGACGAGCACGUGACGCGUCUGCUGGAGGAGAGAGACACACUCCUGCGCACCGGCGUUUACACACACGACGACCGCAUCAUCUCCGAGCUCGACCGGCAGAUCCAGCAGGCCAUGAGCGGCAGGAGCACGUGACACGCAUCAUGCUCAUCAAUAAACUAUUCAUCAGGCAAGACUGUUAGAGGACAUGCUGAUUUUGUUCACUUCAUUUUUAGAACAUAUUUCAUGACGUUUUGCACAGAUUCAAUCAAAAUGUGUGUGAUUUCAUUUUCAGCAGGUGGCGCUGUUUCUUAACAAAUCACUCCAGGUUUAUUAACACCUCAGACCUUCAUCAGGGCUUUAUAUGGGACUUUAUUUAUAGUUUGUCUGUGUGUUUUGUACUAGAUGUGUGAAUCUCGGAUGAAAUAAAUAUUUUCUGGU